AUGUUUGAGCCGCCCACGGCAGAGAUAAUUGCAGAGGCGCUCAAGCUGCUCGAGCCGUACACCAAGGGCGCCAAGGCGUGGUUUGAGGACGGCGACGAGGCAUGGACAAAAGGGACGCUGGUGCAGCGCAAAGACGACACGGUGAUAGGGAUCUCGCGACUGGUAUUUGUGCGCGACGACACACGCAUAACGCCAACAGCGGAGCUGGUAGCGCAGACAUCGGGGCUGACGAUUCCCUCACAGGAGACGGGCGGGGGACUGGGACGGAAAACAUCGGUGCGGGCGCCGACGGCGGCGGAGCUGCAGAAGAUUGUUGCGCGCGGGUCACGGCUCACAGGCGGGCGGAUCAGCUCUCUGCAGCGCGCAAAUGACUCGUACGUGGUGGACAUUGCAUUCAGCGAGCUGGUGGAGGCAGGCGUGGACGGGGGCAUUGUGCCGGCGCUGGCGAAUCCGCCGAUUCUGGACGGCACGGCCGACCUGACGGCGCUGAGCUACCUGCACGAGCCAGCAGUACUGUAUAAUCUGAUGUGGCGGUACCAGCAACGGCAAAUCUACACGUACUCGGGUGUGGUGCUGGUGGCAAUGAAUCCAUUCGAGAGCGUGCCAAUGUAUACGGGCGAGAUCAUGCAGAAAUACGCGCGCGGCGAGAGCGGGCACGACAGCCCGCACUUGUUUGCGAUUGCAGAGGAUGCGUACCAGGGGAUGGUCAAGGAGCAGCGCAACCAGACGAUCAUCGUGUAUGGCGAGUCGGGGUCGGGCAAGACAACCAGCGCAAAGUACAUCAUGCGGUACUUUGCACAGGCACACCAUGCCGAUACAAAUUCGCAGCAGAUGUCGACAGUCGAGAACCAGAUCCUGGCGACCAACCCGGUAUUUGAGUCAUUCGGCAACGCAAAGACCACGCGCAAUGACAACUCGUCGCGGUUCGGCAAGUUCCUGGACAUCAAGUUCGAGCGCCGGCGGCAGCAGAUCGUCGGCGGUCGCAUCCGCACAUUCCUGCUCGAGCGCUCGCGCGUCGCAUACCAGCCUCCGACAGAGCGCAACUACCACAUCUUCUACCAGCUUUUGGCAGGCGCCAGCGCAGAGCUGCGGCGGCAGGUGCGGCUUGACGGGCGGUAUGCAGGCUGGGAGGCGUUUCACUACACAUGCCAGGGGGGAGCCGGGUUCGGGACGAUUGCGGGGGUCGACGAUGCAGCGGAUUUUGGCGAAACAGAUGCGUCGCUGGAGAUGGUUGGGAUUGACGGGCAGCAGAGGGGCGAUAUCUGGCGCACGCUGGCAGGGAUCCUGCACCUGGGGAAUGUCGGGUUUGCCGGGUCGGAGACGAUCGGGUCGUAUGUGGACAGCGGGUCGGAAGAGCAGUUUGCGAUUGCGGCGCAGCUGCUGGGCGUGGCGGAGGCCAAGCUGCGGCAGUGGCUGACGAAGCGGCAGAUUGUGACGCGGCACGACCACAUCCUGGCCAAGGUCAACAAGACCCAGGCGCUGGUGAUCCGCGACUCAAUCGCCAAAUUCAUCUACGCCCGGCUGUUCGACUGGAUCCUGGGGCCGAUCAAUGCGUCGCUGAUGCCGGCGCACGUGGACGAGAGCCUGACGUCGUUUGUGGGCGUGCUGGACAUCUACGGAUUCGAGCACUUUGAGCACAACUCGUUCGAGCAGGGUUCAACCAUCCACGUGUUCAAGCUCGAGCAGGAGGAGUACCGGCGCGAGCAACUGACCAACUGGACGUUCAUUGGGUUCCAGGACAACCAGCCGUGUAUUGAUCUGAUAGAGGGCAAGCCAAUCGGCAUCCUGGCGCUGCUGGACGAGGAGUGUCGGCUGGAGCAGGGCUCCAGACAAGACCGGCGGCAGGUGGAGCAGCCAGAGAUGGCCGGAUAUUUCCGCAAGCCGCGGUUCUCCAACUCGGCCUUCACGAUCCGCCACUACGCACACGAGGUCACGUACGAGGGCGACGGGUUCCUGGAGAAGAACCGCGACACAGUGCCCGAUGAGAUCCUGGAUCUGCUCGCCGCGCGCGAUCCGGGCCCAGCCAGCCCCCACACCCCGGCCAUGUCGCCGGUCAUGCGUGCGUCCAGCCCGGCAGUCUCGCCGCGGGCCCUGGCAGCCAAGUCCGGGGCGGCUCGGCGGGCAGCAGCGGCGGCAAGCGCCGACAUUGGCAGACCUGAAAUGCACUACAUCCGCUGCAUCAAGCCCAACGAGGCCAAGGCGGCGUGGCGGUUCCAGGCGCCCAUGGUCCUGUCGCAGCUGCGCUCCUGCGGCGUCAUCGAGACCAUCCGCAUCUCCAAGGCCGGGUAUCCGUCGCGUGUGCCCAUUCGCACGUGCAACGAGCGCUACGCCGACGAGCUGCAGCCGCAGGAGCGCGCGCUGUGCCUGCACAUUCUGCAGGCGUGUCUGCCCGACCCCGGGCUGUACCAGCUGGGACUGACCAAGGUGUUUCUGCGUGCUGGCCAGUGGGCUGUGCUGGAGAAGAAGCGCACGCUGAUCUUUGAGCGCUCCGCGCUGGUCAUGCAGCGCUUUGCCCGCGGCUUCCUGGUGCGCCAGGGCUACGCGCGCAUGCGCUCGGCCGCCGUGACCAUCCAGCGCUGGUACCGCGACCAUCUGUUUGCCCGCCGCAUCGACCAGUUCACCAGAGCCUACGCGGUCCGAGUCAUCGAGAGGAACUGGCUCGAAUGCUGCCAGCGCCGCCGCCGGGCGCGCGAAUCCGCAGGCGCUACGUCACUCCAGGCGUUGGCGCGUGGUGUGCUGGCGCGCCGGGACUUUGGCGCCGCACUCCGCCAGGCACACGAGCGCGCGGCCGCUCAGCGCCGCAUCGAGGACGAGCAGAGACGCAAGCAGGCGGAGAGUGAGCGGCUGCGGAAUGAGCAGGCACGGCGGAACGCCGAGAAAGAGCGGCUGCGGGCGUCGACGCAGGCUGCGCGGCAAAAGGCCAUACUGGCCGCUGAGCAGGCGCGCAAUCUUGACGCCGAGAUCUCCGAGCUGGAGGAGGAGAUUGAGCGAGCCAGGCACAUGGACGUGUUCAGCGACUCGGACGAUACGUCGCUGGGUGGCUCGUUAUCGCAACUGCACCCGGUGCCGCGCACGCCCACAUCGGCCGAUAGCGCAACUGUCGGGUUUGGCCGGCUUGUGUUCGCCGACUCCAACGAGGCGCGCAUGAGCCUGAUUGCUGCUGGCCGCGCUGAGCGCCAGCAGAGCACUGCCUUGCCUGUGCUCAAUCCGCAGCAGCCGCGUCGCGCAGAGCCGACCAGCAGCGUGCGGAUUGUGCCGCCGCCGCUGAUCCGCCGGAUGCGCGACAUGGAUCCGCUGAGCAAGGACAUUUACGCCUUGAUCAACGAGUUCAGCAUAGUCAGCGACGGCCGCUAUGGCGCCGUCGACUCGCACCGCAUCAUCAAGACCGAGCCCACGUACAAGUCGCCGUCGCUCAGCCAUCCAGCCAGCACCUUCCCCGCACCCGGCCUGCCGCACAAACUGCACCACCAGACAUCCGACAUUACCAUGGGUGCCCAGAUCUACCCGCCGCGCCGCUCCUGGCUACACGGCUCCGGCACGUCGCCCACAAGCCCCAGUUUUGUCGUCGGUAAGGUCGACGGCACAUUGCCUGCCCCACAGCCAAUGUAUGCCAACCCGCAGUCUUCGCACUCAGCCAAUGCGCUGACUAUGCGCCAGCCGCUGCAGAACGGGAACCGCGCGACACUGCCGGGCGACCAGCGCACUCACCGCCGCCAGUCGUCGCACUCGAACAUGUCUGUCACUUCGAACCGCACGCAGUCGACUGAUAUUGCGGGCGGCCGUCAUACAGCUGCCAGGGCGCGUGCAUGGGCUAGCCGCCAGAGGAGAUCGUAUGUUCAGUGCCUUUUCGUCGGACUCACGGUCCCGCACAACUUCAGACCGCGAUUCCGCGACCAGGCCGAUGUCAUAUAG
Molecule: messenger RNA, 3912 nt
Organism: Linderina pennispora
Lineage: Eukaryota; Fungi; Kickxellomycota; Kickxellomycetes; Kickxellales; Kickxellaceae
Product: P-loop containing nucleoside triphosphate hydrolase protein
Exons: 10
Coding region: 1-3912 (1303 amino acids)
Biological process (GO): actin filament organization; vesicle transport along actin filament
Cellular component (GO): myosin complex; cytoplasm; vesicle
Molecular function (GO): ATP binding; microfilament motor activity; actin filament binding
Source: RefSeq, a predicted model, not a curated record